AAUCAAUUAGUGUGUAAUUAUCAAAUAAUUUGGAAUAUAUUGUGUACAUGAGAGCAAAACAAUUAUAGUCAAAUUUGUAUCGUGUGCAAUUACAAUAUUACACCUCUUAAAAUUGUUUAAAAUCCGAAUUAAUUUAGAUAAAAUUUCUCUGGUAUUUGUAACGGAAAAUUUAAGCAAUUAGUAAAUACAACCGAGUUGCAUUAAUGUACGAAUUUUAUUACCUUAUUGGUCAAUUGAUAAAAUUGUGUUUAAAAGAAUAUGAAAACCACAAUAAAGAAUGAGAAAAAUAUGAUAAAGAAAGUAUCCAAAAUCGGAUUCCGACAUAGUCAGGCAUUGCUUUUCUUUUUUUGUCUCAUAGUUAUACACGUAACUAGAGGUACUAUGUCACUAGCAAUAGUAGCAAUGACCGAAAAAAGCUCACCAAAUCCCAAUGUGCCAGUAUAUGAUUGGAAAAAUACAAAUAUUAUUUUGUCUUCCUUCUUUUGGACCUACUUCAUUCUUCAACUUUUUACUGGAUAUAUAUUCAAAAAGUUUGGAUUCAAACAAGUUCUGUUGGUUGGAAUCUUAUGGAACAGUGCGGCGUUUGCCUCAAUACCUUUUUGUGCCAAGCUAUUAGGAGCAAAUUUAGUUAUUGCUAUCAGGAUGCUUCAGGGUUUUUUUCAAGCAUUCACUUACCCAGCUUGUCAAACAGUGUUGGGAGUAUGGGCGCCUGUAGAAGAAAGAUCAAAACUGAGUUUCCUAGUUUAUUCUGGUUCUAGUGUUGGUGCGAUGAUUUCAAUGACAGUCACUGGGUGGAUAUCAUCCAGCUGGUACGGUUGGCCAUUGGUGUUCUACAUUUUCGGCGCAUUUGGAGUAAUUUGGUGUGUAUUUUGGUUUUUCUUAGGAUUUGAAAGCCCCGCUCAACAUCCCUGGAUUAGCGAUUUGGAGAAGAAUUAUAUUGAAAACUCGUUAGAACAUACUGAGGAAAAUAAACAGGAAACUCAAAAAAUUCCAUUGAAAGCCAUAUUAACAUCCGUUCCAUUUUGGGCACUUCAAAUCGGAAAUAUGGGAAACUCAUGGGCAAAUAAUAUUAUUGAUUCGGAUAUACCAACAUUUUUUAGUAAAAUUUACGGAUUGGACAUAAAUUCAAAUGGUUUAAUUUCUGCAACACCCCAAAUAACACAAUUAGUGGUAAUGAUACUAACAGCUCCACUACCUGACUACAUAGUCAGUAAAGGUUUUGUCUCUUUAACGAACUGCAGAAGGAUUUUUCAGUUUCUUGGUGCUAUCUUGCCAUCUGUUGUCUUAAUCGGUUUGGCGUAUACAUCCAAGUCUGAAGUUGUAUUAGGAGUGAUUCUUCUCAACGUUAUAAUAGGGUUGAACUCGCUGUUACUGUACGCCUCUCAAAUAAAUCACGUAGACUUAGCACCGAAAUAUGCUGGGACAUUGGUAGGAAUUGAAAAUUCGUGUUCAAUGGGAGUGGCAAUGACGGGGCCAAUUUUUGUGCAAUAUUUUGUAACAGAGUUGACAGACAUCAAUCUUUGGCGAUAUGUGUUCAUCGUGAUGUCAAUAACGAUGACACUAACAACUCUAGUGUUUAUUAUUUUUGGUUCUGCUAAGGUUCAAUGGUGGAAUUUUACAAGAAGAAAAGAAAAUCGUAACGAUCCUUUGUGAUAAUAAAAGUAACGUUUUAAAAU
This is a messenger RNA of Sitophilus oryzae (rice weevil), 1676 nucleotides long. Its product is annotated as vesicular glutamate transporter 1-like. Gene Ontology annotation, molecular function: transmembrane transporter activity. Bases 259 to 1653 code for a protein of 464 amino acids. Gene Ontology annotation, cellular component: plasma membrane. Gene Ontology annotation, biological process: monoatomic anion transport; transmembrane transport. The transcript is spliced from 9 exons. The record is from RefSeq and is a predicted model, not a curated record. NCBI's taxonomy places the organism in Eukaryota, Metazoa, Arthropoda, Insecta, Coleoptera, Curculionidae.